Messenger RNA from Drepanopeziza brunnea f. sp. 'multigermtubi' MB_m1, 1713 nucleotides. RefSeq lists its product as uncharacterized. Gene Ontology annotation, molecular function: carbohydrate:proton symporter activity. Gene Ontology annotation, cellular component: membrane. NCBI's taxonomy places the organism in Eukaryota, Fungi, Ascomycota, Leotiomycetes, Helotiales, Drepanopezizaceae. Gene Ontology annotation, biological process: glycerol transmembrane transport. The record is from RefSeq and is a predicted model, not a curated record.
AUGGAAGAACAAGUUUCUCGAGCAGGACGCGCUGGUAGCGUAUCUACCGUGAAGACUUAUGCCGGUCUUAUGGGCCGCCCUCUGGGCCUUCUACUAUCGACUAUUGCCACAACAGGUUUUCUUCUCUUCGGUUAUGAUCAAGGUGUCAUGUCUGGUAUCAUUUCCGCCGACCCUUUCAACAAUUACUUCCCAGAGACCAGGGAUAACUCGGUCUAUCAAGGAUUCGUCACGGCCAUCUAUGAGGUUGGAUGCUUACUCGGUGCUGUCUUUAUUCUGGCAUUCGGAGACAGGACUGGUCGCAGAAAGGCUAUGAUGCUCGGUGGAAUAAUCAUGAUCCUCGGGGUCAUCAUCCAAGUUACAGCCGUGAAGGGACAUAAUGCCACUGCCCAGCUCAUUAUUGGCCGGACCAUAACGGGCAUUGGCAAUGGCAUCAAUACCUCGACGAUUCCAACGUAUCAGGCCGAGUGUAGUCGGACGACCAACCGUGGUCUACUCAUCUGUAUUGAAGGCGGAAUCAUCGCCUUCGGAACCAUGAUCGCCUACUGGAUCGAUUACGGCGCUUCAUAUGGCCCAGACAACUUGACCUGGAGGUUCCCCAUCGCUUUCCAAGUGAUCUUUGGCGUAAUCCUCAUUGUCGGAGUCUGGUUCCUCCCAGAAUCCCCGAGAUGGCUCAUCACCAAGGAUCGCCAUGAGGACGCAAUCGACGUUAUUGCCGCGCUUAGCGGUCUCGAGACCACUGAUCAGGAAGUCACUCUUCAGCACUCCUUGAUCCUUGAUGGAAUCAAGGCCAGUGGCCAUGCGGGUGGCUCUGUCCCUUACUCUGCCCUGUUCACCGGCGGCAAAACUCAGCAUUUCCGCCGUAUUCUAUUAGGGGCCUCGUCACAGUUCUUCCAACAACUCGGUGGUUGCAAUGCUGUUAUCUACUACUUCCCCAUUCUGUUCCAAUCUGCCAUUGGUACCUCGCACAAUCUCGCUCUGCUGUUGGGAGGAGUAAACAUGAUCGUCUACUCCAUCUCAGCGACAGUCUCCUGGUUCAUUAUCGAGCGUGCCGGUCGCCGCAAGCUCUUCCUCUACGGGACUGUUGGACAAUGCCUGUCCAUGGUUCUCAUCUUCGCCUGCCUGAUUCCAGACGAUGGGAAAGGCCCAUCAGCGAAGGGAGCUGGUGUCGGAUUAUUCACCUACAUCAUGUUCUUCGGUGCCACUUGGCUGCCUCUCCCUUGGUUGUACCCCGCCGAGAUCAACCCCCUACGCACCAGAGCGAAAGCAAACGCCGUCUCCACCAUCACCAACUGGCUAUUCAACUUUCUGAUCGUUAUGGUCGUUCCCGUCAUGAUCGACCAGAUCAAAUGGGGCACGUAUCUCUUCUUCGCCGUCGUCAACGCCUGUUUCAUCCCUAUCAUCUACAUCUUCUACCCUGAGACUAAAAAGCGUUCGCUCGAGGAGAUUGAUUUGAUCUUCGCGAAGGGCUACAUGGAGAAUAUCUCUUACGUCAAGGCAUCUUUCGAUAUGCCUUUCUUGACCGACAGAGAGAUCGAGGCGAUGGCCAGGCAAUAUGGGUUCAUCGACCGUGACGAGGAGACCAAGGCUGGCGGCUCUGGUGCUGAUCUCGCCGAGUCGGAUGAAAAGGCUACUAUAAGGGAUCGCAGCAACAUUAGAAGCAACAGGAGCCUGCAGAUGCAUGACGAUACUGAGGGGGGUUUCCGUAACGAUUAA